UGUUUCAAAACUGAAACUGCUACGAGUAUUUAUUAUUUUUUUUAAAAUCGAACGGGGUAACUCGUGAAAAUCAUAAUGGGAGGGAGGUGCUAAGUAAAAGGGAUCCUUUAAAUUGUUUGGGGGUCAGCCCAGGCCGGCGGCAGUGAGUAAGAUAAAGGGUAGAAAGAAAGCUGGAGAGAGGAAACCGAACUAGGCCGGCUCAGUAUGGGAAGAUAGUAGAUGCUGGACCUUGAAGUCUGGAAAACAGCCAUUUGAAGGGACAACGGCUUCCCAGCAAAUAACAGAGAAAGCCUGUAGUCGUUCGAAAGGGGGAAGCUGCAAGAGUAGAUCGUGAGUAGCACAGAAGCCUAGAGACUGAACAAGUAGGCCUUUUGUCAGGCUCCGACAGGAAAUGGCUUCUGCAGACGAUGUGGAAGAGUUGCCCCCAGAUAGCACCUGCGAUGCCUGUGAGCCGGAUGAAGCACCGGGUGCCGUGCAGAUCUGCCAGGACUGUGGCUUUUCCUUUUGCCAACUUCACGCAGAGGAGCACAGCCAGAAGUACAGGGCCCACCGGAUGACUGAUUUUGUCGCUCCAGGGGGGCAGGGACAGGCAGGCAGCCAAGAUGGAUCAGGGGAAGACCGCACAAAAGAAGAGGCUCACAAGCUGGAGCGGAAGAAGUGUGACGAGCAUGGGGAAGAUCUUAGCUUGUACUGUAAAGAGCAUGAAAAAAUCAUCUGUGUGUUGUGUGCCGUGUCUGGCUCUCACCAGAAGCAUGAUAUCAUCACUCUGAAUGAUGCCUAUGAAGCCAUGAAGAAUAGAGAUCGCAUUGACCUGAAGAUGGUCAUGCUAGAGAUGGUGGAAAGAUUGAAGUUCAAGUGUGCAGAUCCCAAAGUGACUCAGGGUGACAUGAAGUUGUGCAUUCAGCAAGAAUUUGACAAGGUACGUCGCCUGGUUUGUGAAGAGGAAGAGAAAGCUCUCCACCUGGUGGAUCUUCAGGAAGCCUUGGCCACUGCUCACACAACAGAGGUUCUGGCAGAAAUAGAUGUCCGCAUGGCAAAAUUGAUGACAGAAAUGGCAGAGCUCACAAGACAGCUGAACACCUUUAAUGAGCUAGCCCUGCUGAAACCUGAGAGCACAGAUGAAGAAUCCAGGGCCAACAGCUUUCCUCUGCCUUCGCCAAGUCCUUCCCGAAGGGAUGACAGACAUUACAGUGAUGGGGAUUUGCCACCUGCCAAUGGGCCCUGUUGACGCCGCAAGAUAAGUUUAGCUACCUAGGAGAAUCACAGAAGGAUGGCCCCUGCAUUCAGUCUCCAUAUGGUGAAAACUGUCCUGAAUACAUAGCAGAAGAGACAGCAGACACCUUUGCUUUUGCUGUACUUUUCACCUGUAUCUAAGACAGUCUGUUCCUUCUUCCAGAUGUAUCCUUUGUGAAUAUACUGCUUGUCAUACCAAAUGAGUUAUUUGCUGAUCAAUCACUUUACUGCUUAAGGUUGACAAAACAUCUUGCAAAAAAUCAGUCACUUGCCUUUUGAAAUGUGGAAUUGCUAAGUUAAAAUCAAGACAGGAUCACAGUAGAAAAGGAGAAAUAUGGGUGUGAAUAUGGCACUGAUUUUCAAGUUGACAGGAUUGCUGAGGACUCAGUUUGAAUAAUUCAGUGUGAAUGAGAUGAAGAAAUUACAGAAGGGGAAAAUUACUCCAUUAAGUCACAUAUAAGAAUAAAAAAUUAAUUUAGGGUUCUUUAAAAGAAGCUGCCUGUGUAGCAAAAUAAAUAAUACUAUGCAGUUCUAAUAUUUCUCAAUUUUUUUGUACAUUGUAACCUCAUAGAUGAGGCUAACACUUAACAAUCAAGAGUCUGCAGACUUUUAAAUCCAGUUCAUGUUGUGAGUUCCUGCAAGUCUUAUGCCUUAAAAAUCAGUGUAAAACAAUAGAGAUGUUGAACCUUACAAGACUUUAAAGAAAGAAUUAUGCAUUUCUUUCUAGCUUGAGGCAAUUUCAGGUUAAAACUGCCUGACUGCAAGAGCAAUAAAGUAAAGAAAUAUUAUUCUUGAAGGGGUACAGAACUCAUUCAUGAGCCUAUAGAGGUGGAAGGAUCUUGCCCAGUCUGGACUCUCUGUCCAGUAAUUUUGUGUGUCUGCGUGUAAUGCUUAACUAUAAAUACAUGAAGCUGCCUUAUACUGAGUUAGGGCAUUGGUCACCUUCCUCAAUUACUGUCUACUAGGACUGGCAGCAGCUCUCCAAGUUCUAAGACAAAGGUCUUUUCCAAUGCCUACCACCCUCACAUGAUUUAUUUGGACUGAAACUCCUGCUAGCCAAGCAUAUGUUUUAUCACAUGGGCAUGGCUUACCAUGUUACUUACUGCAAAGUAAGCAGUAAGGGAGUCCUGUGUAUUUACCCCCAAGUGUGAUUGGUGGACAGCAGUAGAUAAAGACUGACAGAGCAUCUCAGUUCAGGAAGCACCAAAAGGACAAAAGAGUCCUCCACAUACUGAUGGCAUCAAUCCAGGGUGGAUGCUGUUAAUCCCUCCCUUAAAUGCAAUAAAUUGUGUUGUGUGUGUCUCCAUCGUACCAUACAGAUAUUUUCCCUUCUUUUACUCCAGGCCAGUAAUGAUUGCAACUGAAAAGCUUUUUGUGUAGUCUUUUGUAGCUGUUGAGACCAUAAGUCACUAACUUAAGAACUAAAUUGCUUCCAUAAAGGCAGGGUCAUGGAAACACUGUGUGGAAAACCAUGGGAAAUUUGUAUUUACAAGAAAUUACCCAGUGUCAUUUGGUAUGAGGUGCUAGUACUUUACAAAAUAAACAUCCCUUGCCCCAAAGUUGUUCAGCUCUGAUCUUAAUGGUAUUUGGAGAAUCUUUUAAGUGAAGGCUAAUUCCACAAGACUCCCAAGUCACCUACCAUGGAAUCUUUGUGGCUAUUAGCAGAGGCAUAAAUUAGCAUCCUUUGUGCUAGCUCUGGAAGUGGAUUGGGCCAGUGGCUCUGAAGUUAAUCCCCCAUUUUCAGAAACAAAAGAGGCUUCUACCUGUGUUGGUUGUUAGGUUCCCACUCAUGCCUGGAGACUUACCAUGUGAAGAUGAGUGUAUGAUCAUUAAUAAGUAGUUAAGACUGUGAAGUUGGUUUAUACUAAAAUCCAUGCAGACAUUUCU
Molecule: messenger RNA, 3120 nt
Organism: Gekko japonicus
Lineage: Eukaryota; Metazoa; Chordata; Lepidosauria; Squamata; Gekkonidae
Gene: TRIM44
Product: tripartite motif containing 44
Exons: 6
Coding region: 392-1228 (278 amino acids)
Molecular function (GO): zinc ion binding
Source: RefSeq, a predicted model, not a curated record